This is a messenger RNA of Canariomyces notabilis, 1029 nucleotides long. RefSeq names its product NAD(P)-binding protein. Gene Ontology annotation, biological process: sphingolipid biosynthetic process. Gene Ontology annotation, cellular component: endoplasmic reticulum membrane. NCBI's taxonomy places the organism in Eukaryota, Fungi, Ascomycota, Sordariomycetes, Sordariales, Chaetomiaceae. Bases 1 to 1029 code for a protein of 342 amino acids. The transcript has 2 exons. Gene Ontology annotation, molecular function: 3-dehydrosphinganine reductase activity. The record is from RefSeq and is a predicted model, not a curated record.
AUGGGGAAUCUAAUAUCCAAGAAUGAGUUCCCCGUCAAGGAUCGAGUUGUCCUGAUCACCGGCGGCUCGCGCGGCACCGGCCUCGAAGGCGGCCGGCAGCUCGCUGCCAAGGGCGCACACGUGGUGAUCGUCGCGCGCGACAUCAAGCGCCUCGAGGAGGGCCACGCCUACAUCCGCGACGGCGCCCUCUCGCCGCAGACGCAGCGCUUCCACCACAUCUCGGCCGACCUCACGGACGCGUCCGAAUGCCAGCGCGUCAUCCGCGAGACCACGGCCUGGAACAACGGCGCCCCGCCCGACAUCGUCUGGUGCUGCCAUGGCAGCGCCCACCCGACGCUGCUCGCCGACACGCCCACGGAGCAAUUCCGCGCCCAGAUGGACCAGAACUACUUUUCCUCGGCCUACAUCGCCCAAGCCGCCCUGCAGGCUUGGCUGCCGCACAAACAGCCACAACAACAGCAACUCUCCAAGCCACCAAUGCCCAACACCCCACUCCCCGCGCGGCACCUCAUCUUCACCGCAUCCUUCGUCGCGCUGUUCCCACUGGCAGGGUACUCCCCUUACUCCCCCUCCAAAGCCGCCCUUCGCUCACUCUCCGACUCCUUGUCAAUGGAAUGCGAGCUGUACGCUGCCGCACACCCUCACGAACCACGCAUCCGUGUGCACACCCUGUUCCCCGCCACCAUCCUCACCGAGGGGUACGAGGCCGAGAACCGCAUCAAGACCGACCUGACCCGGAAGCUCGAGGAGGCCGACGCGGGUCAAACCCCUGCUGAGCUCGCACGCAAAGCCAUUGCGGGGCUUGAGGCUGGGCAGGAGCUGGUUGCGACUGAUUUCUUGACGGGACUGGUGAUGACUACCGUUAUGGGUGGGAGUGUGAGGGGUGGGUUUCGGAGGGGGCUUGGCACGUGGCUGGUCGGGUGUGUGGCUGGGAUAGUGAUGGUGGUUGUCAGGGCGAGCAUGGAUCGCGAUGUCAGGCGCUGGGGUAGGGAGCAUGGGCCGAGUGGCAUGAGGAGGGCGGUUGAUUGA